This is a messenger RNA of Condylostylus longicornis, 597 nucleotides long. RefSeq names its product cathepsin C-like. The record is from RefSeq and is a predicted model, not a curated record. Bases 1 to 597 code for a protein of 198 amino acids. Lineage: Eukaryota; Metazoa; Arthropoda; Insecta; Diptera; Dolichopodidae. Gene Ontology annotation, molecular function: cysteine-type endopeptidase activity. Gene Ontology annotation, cellular component: lysosome. The transcript has 3 exons.
AUGUUGGGUAGAAGCGGAGGGAUGUCGUUUAUUUCCGUUGAAGAAAAAUCUCAAAUAGGAGUUGCAAUGCUUUCAGGAGAGCAAAAGAAAUGUAACGAUGUCUUUGGUUCGGUCUCUGAAUCGUCUCUUCGAUGUUUGAAAGUCCCAAAUCCUCAACUCCCAGAACACCAUUGUCGCCAUCGGAUCCAUGUUAGGAAUCAUGGUUAUAUUGGUGGAGCAUACGGCCACGGAAAUGAAGAGGCCAUGAAAGAUGCAUUGCUUAGAAGAGGUCCCUUUGCCGCCUCCAUUGAACCAACUCCUGAAUUCGGAGUCUACAAAAAUGGAAUCUUUCACACGUCCAUCCGACUGACACCAGAGUAUCGGGAGGGUGAUGCAAGUUACCCCUGGAUCAAAGUGGAUCACGCGGUUCUGAUUGUCGGAAUUGGCGUAGCGAUAGAUCCGUACAAUGGAAAGGGAAUUCCAUUUUGGAGAGUUCAAAAUAGUUGGGGAGAUCGAUGGGGCGAAAAUGGAUACUUUAGAGUGCUGAGGGGAAACAAUGAGAUGGCAGUGGAACAAAGUCCAGUGGAAGGAGAUGCAGUGUUGGAAGAUCUUGUCUGA